ACUGAACGCGUCAUUCACACAUGCGGAAGUGAAAGUGCAGAAUGCGUUUAUAUUUUCUUCCUCAGUUGGUGAUUAACUCGUAAAACAGCAUAUAAAGAGACUUUCUGAACAGCAUCGCCAAUAUGUCUGUCGCAAGUGCGAAACAAACAGUAAUGAAUCCAACGAUUCCUUAUGCUGGUACCAUCCUGGGCGGACUUCAGCCCGGAGAGAUGGUGCUCAUUCAGGGCAGUGUACCCAGUGAUUCCGACAGAUUUCAGGUUGACCUGACCUGCGGGAGCAGCGUGAAGCCACGGGCAGAUGUGGCUUUUCAUUUUAAUCCUCGCUUCAAGCGCUCUCCCUACAUCGUCUGUAACACGCUGCAGAAGGAGUGCUGGGGGAAAGAGGAGAUCCACUACCUGAUGCCCUUCAGGCACGGCACUGCCUUUGAGAUCAUCAUACUCGUACAGAAAGAUUUGUUCAAGGUGGCGGUAAAUGGCUCUCAUCUGCUGGAGUACAGGCACAGGUUAGAGCUCAAGAAGGUGGACACAGUGGCCAUAUCAGGGAAGGUUCAAAUUCAGGCCAUUGGGUUUAUUCCCAGUUCAGCGAGUAAGAACCCCAUCACACCUCCAAACGCAGUUGUGAGCAAAAGAUCACAGCCUUAUUCAGUCAUGUCGGAGUCAGGUGACACGAGUCUUCCAUUUAAGAGCAAACUUGCGAAAGGAUUGAGACCAGGAGAUUCCAUUAUGGUGAAGGGGCAGAUCACUGAUUCCCCUCAGAGCUUCACAGUAAACUUGCGCAUCAGUAACUCAGAGGACAUUGCUUUUCAUUUAAACUCCCGUUUCAAAACUGGAUCCUUUGUUCGAAACUCUUUCCUGUCGGGUUGUUGGGGGUUCGAGGAGUGCUCCCUCCCCAGCUUUCCCUUCUCACCUGGUCAAUACUUUGAGAUGAUCAUCCUGUGUGAAGCUCAGGAGUUUAAAGUGGCAGUUAACGGGUUCCACCAGCUGAGUUACAAGCACCGUGUGCAGGAUCUGAGUUGUGUGGAUGUGCUAGAGAUUGUGGGAGAUCUAGACCUUAAGGAUGUCAAGAUGUGGUGAGCAGCUCCAGCCCUGAAGUCCAUUCCCAUGUUUUCUCCAACCAAGUAUAUUUAAACAACCUUUGACUCCUGUGGCUAUGCUAAUCUCAACUAUUUUAACUAACUUGUUCAAGUCAUAAUAUGAAUUUGGACUAGUAUGCUAGACCUGGUGUUUGGUCUGUUUACUUUUUUAUGUCACUAUCAGUGGCUGGUUCGUUCUGUCUGGAAAUUCUACUCCUCAACCACUUUAUCUAACUAUUAGCACAUUUAAACUAGGACUGCACGAUAUAUCAUUUUAGCAUUGAUAUUGCGAUGUGCGCAUCCACAAUAGUCACCGGGUUCAUAGUUGAUCCGCUCAGAUCAGGCACCAUAUGCCUCAAAACGCACGUGAUUCUCUGAUUAAUUGCAAAGUUUAACCAUCAUAUAGCGAAAGUUUAUCAUUUGCAUAUGUUCGAGGUCCUGUCAUUUUAAACAUUCAAGCGAUUUUAAACCAAUUAUGCGAAAGAGAACUUUCGCAACAAAAUGCGAAAGAGAACUUGUGCGCUGUUUUCUGUGCGUGCACAGAGCCGUACAGACAGGCACGCAAACACUGAAUUCCAUUCUCUUCUGCGUCUAUUUGUGUUUGAACAAACACAUACACGCAAACUUAUGUCAAAAUGCCUGCCUAUGUGAGAAUCUUUCUAUAUUGUAUUUAUCUAUGAUUGUAAUUUAUUUAUUUUUUUCCAUGCAGAUUCACUCCCCUACAAAAUCACCACAAUCAUUGUAGAACGAUUCAUUUGUCCUAAUUUAAACCAUACCUUGUUGUUUAUUUUUUAUUUGGUUAUUUUUUUCCCCAAUAUGUCCUGAAUUUUGAUAAAGUGUGAUCUGAAUGACAAGUUCCUGUGCAAAGGCAGGCAGAUUGAGAUAAACCCCAUUUGUUGAUUAUUAGGUGAGGAGAUCUGGAGAUGAUCUGAACUUGAACCAGGAUGAGGUGAAGUUGGCUCCAUGACUUCUUGAAUUCAAUAUUAAAAUUAAACAUGGUUGCAGUGGGUCAAAAAAGAGUGAAGACCCUGGAAAUAACAGAUGGAUGGGAAAAAAACUGCCAUCUGGCAGGACGUUAAGGGUUAUGCGACAGUAAUUGUACUGUCUGUCCAGCCAUUUGUUUCAGAAUCAUUCCAAGUUAAUUCCAGGCAUUUGCAAUUACAGAUUGCAGCUUUAAAUUUUACACUGUUAGGGCAGAAACGGGGCAGAUCUAACCAUAAACCUUUUCAAUAAUGAGUAUAAUAAAUGAAGUUGAGGUUCUUAAAACAUUUAAUUUUCCUUUCUGCAGACGGUGUAAUUUUACAUCAGACAAGCAGAUGAUUAGCUAAUGAAUCCUGCACUAAUGCAUCUGACAUGGCAUAAUAGCUUUAUGGGAAUAUCAAAUCAAUAAUCACACUCGCCAUUAAGUUCCAGGAACUAAUAAAAAUAAGUAAAUCUUUUCUCUCUUUUUUUUUUUUUUUUGGUUUAUAGUUUUGCAGAACUAUGCAAUUUUCCAACUGCCUAGAAUUGCUUUUUGCUACUACUAGUUUUAAGAAAUGUGUGGUAAUUUGUGAUAUGUUAUAAAAUAUAUAAAUAUAAUUUGUUUUUUUCCCCUUUGAGAUCUAUUGAUCAAUGUAUUAGAAAUAAGCAAUAUUAUAAAAAAUAAUAAUAUAAUAAAAACAUAAUAUAUACAUUUUACAAUG
Molecule: messenger RNA, 2754 nt
Organism: Megalobrama amblycephala (Wuchang bream)
Lineage: Eukaryota; Metazoa; Chordata; Actinopteri; Cypriniformes; Xenocyprididae
Gene: lgals8a
Product: galectin 8a
Exons: 9
Coding region: 123-1073 (316 amino acids)
Molecular function (GO): carbohydrate binding
Source: RefSeq, a predicted model, not a curated record